UUUUGAAAAUUGAAUAAAGUGCUCCUUAUGCAGAUUGGUCGGUUUCAGGAUUAUCGAUAGGCUCUAAAGUAACUGGAUUAUAAUGAGUGAUGUACUUACAUGUAGGCACUAGUGAUGCAUCAGGUGAAGUUGGAGAUAAUUCCCGCUCUUAUAGUCUAAAGUAGCUCAGUAAUAAUGAGGAUUUGUCAGUGUAUAUUAUUAUCUUAUUAAUAUUAAUCUUGUUAGUGAUGAUUAAUCUGAGCUAGUAAUUUAAGAAUAGCGCUUAUCGUGACAUCACCAGUAAAGCAUAUUAUUAAAGUGCGUCAGUGAAACUUCUUCAGUGUCUUCAACUGUGGCCACGACCGUGCAAGUACAAAUGUGCUUGUGGUGCAAACAGACGUAUUAGAAUAUAUUUUUUCUUUACACUCGUGGUCUGUCAAUAUGAUAAUACUGCUUUUUUUGAUUCUUUCUUUGUAGUGGUUUGAUGUAAUAAUUCCUUUUAUGUAUUAAGGUUUCAAUCGCCCAAAAUGUGCAGCAAAUCAAAGUUCACAACCAAAGCUGGUUUGAUGUGUUGUGACAAUAAAGAACUUUCAAUGAACGGACUCAUGUAAGACAAAGAGCACUUUUUCUUUAUUCCUUUCACACAUCGUGUUCAUCAGACGGAAUCAAAGCUUUGUAGUCGGCCAUCAGCGUUUUCUUCUCUGCUUUGAGGUCAAGUGUGCAGUUUGACUCGUGAAUGGGCCUCAUAACGAGCGUUAACGUCACUAGUGUCCCUUUAAUGCUGCUGUCAAUUAGCGCGUCAGAUGGCGCUGCAUGGACUCUUCUCAUUGAAGCUGUCCACAGUGGAAAUCGAUCUUAAACUCACCUAAAUAUUAGUUCAUCACAGACUAAAAUUUCUAAUUAAAAAAACAAAACAAACAACAACAACAACAACAACAAAAAACUGUUGAAGGAAUAAAAUAAAAUAAUAAUGUCUUUUGUUACAUUUCAUUUCAUUAUGACGCUGUUUUUUUGUUUAUCCAAUAAUUGAUUGCAGCUUUGCAGUUUGGAUGUUGCACUUGUCAUAUGGCAAUUUUGAUCAUAUUUCUAUUAAUUGUGCAGCCCUGUACAAAUGUACAUCUAAUACAAAUAAAAUAAAAAAUAAAAUUUCCACCAUUGCCUCUAAAAGAACAUUACUAAGUUUUCUUUUUCAAAAGUAUAUUAACAGAAAUGUAAGUUAAAAUAAAUGUCUAGUUCUUGAAGAAAUGUGUAAGAAAUGUACUAUUAAUGUUUAUUGUUGACAUUUAUUACCCCACUUGAAAAAGUUCUCCUGUUCAGUCCAUUAUUAGAGUUGUUAUAUUCUGGGGUCCAGCCUUCUACAAACCCACUGGAUGAGGCUAUUUAAGCUUAAACAGGCAAUAUAAAUGAACCAGUAAUUAAAAUCAUAUAUUUAUGCUCAGUGUCCGUGUGUCACAUUGACCUGAACUUGCCCCCAGCAUGCUCCUAUAACAGCUCAGCUGCAGAGAGUCAUUUUUUCUGAUUAACUCCUGCGUUACUUUCCCAUUAAUCACAGCGCGGUGCUGCAGCUCCUAAUCUCCUUAACUAAUAUUAUUGUCACGGCUUCUUAUCAAAGGGAUCUGUAAUAUACACAAGAACAACAAUCAGAGCGCUGGGCUUUUACACUUUUCACACCUCGGACACUACAAAGGCCAAUUGGUUUCGAUACACAACAAGCUUGUCACUUUAAGUGUCCCGUGGAUCACACACACCCUUCAUCCAUCCAGCCUGACACAUCACUUCAGGGAUGAGAGAGGGCGGGAUUAUAUAAACAGAGAGCCGGCCUCUCACCUGGACCAUUCGUGGAUCUACCUGUAGACGAGCAACAACACAACCUGGGAGUUAUGAAGGGACUAGCCGUGGAUUUCUCUUUUGCGCUUCUUCUUCUGGUGGAUUUGGUUCUCGGCCAGCCCUUUCCCGGGAUGCACCCUGACGGUCUGCUCCGUGGGAUGGGCGGCGGCUCCAGACGCUCCGUGCAGCGGCAUCAGGGCGGCAGGCUGCCCCUCUACAUGAUGCAGCUGUACCGGACCAUGCUGACCGAGGACCGGGCCGGCUCUCCUCCUGCCAGCGUGAGCACUCACACACGGACGGAGGACAACCCGGCACUGCACGACUCCGACUCUGUCAUCAGCCUUGUCGCUAAAAGCUGCCAUCAGAAUGGCAAGAGGUGGUCCGUCACCUUUGACAUGUCCUCCAUGUCUGCAAGCGACCACGUCCAGCUGGCUGAGCUUCGCAUCCGCCUGCCUGCUUUCACCGAGUCCUCCCGAGCCUCGGUGGACAUCUACCACUCCCACAGGGACCACUGCUCCGGCAUGCACUGCCCAGAGAACAGGCUGUUGCUGGGCCGCCUGAGAGCUCAUCCCAGUGCGAUGGUCUCCCCGUCCUCCUGGAGGGUGUUCAACAUGACAGAGGUGCUCCGUCGCUGGCUGCGGCGGGAGCACCCCACUCUGAGGACGGAGGAGCCUGAGGUGGAGGAGGGGGAGGAGGAGGAAGAGCGGGAGCAGGAUGGAGUCCAGCACCAUACAUCUGACCGGGUCAUGAUGGUGGUCUUCUCGAGGCAGAACCCAAGCGGCCAGCGAAUGCCAACGCUCAUCCGCACGGCUGAGCACUCCAAGUACGUCAGCCUGGACAGGGACAGCUCCAGGACCGGCAGGGCCAAGAGGCACCACAAAACCCAGCAGAAGAGACGGAGAGGGGUCAGAGCUGCUCCCGCAAGCGGCCCCGCAGAGGAGAAGAAGGGUCCUCUCUGCAGGAAGGUGGACAUGUGGGUCGACUUUGACAAGAUCGGCUGGAGUGAGUGGAUUGUCUAUCCCAAACGGUACAACGCCUUCCGCUGUGAGGGGAACUGUCCGACACCAGUAGAUGAGACCUUCACCCCAUCUAACCACGCAUACAUGCAGAGCCUGCUGAGGCUUCACCACCCAGACAAGGUGCCGUGUCUCUCCUGCGUGCCAACCCGCCUGGCACCGCUUUCCAUGUUGUACUACGAGAACGGGAGGAUGAUCAUGAGGCAUCACGAGAACAUGGUGGUGGAGGAGUGCGGCUGUCACUGAUCCAAGGACCUGAAAACCUUUCGGUUAAAGGUCAGACGGACUGAAGCCGCUGAGCCACAGGCCCAGAGGAACCUACUGACAUGGGCCUGAGCUGCUCAGAGGCACAAAGUGGAUGGAGGUCCACAGGCACUUUAAAGACAGAGGCUGCUGCUGCAUUGCACAAUAUGAGAGAAGGGAACUACUGUUUAUCCUGGACACAGCUCUCUAAAUUAUGGAUUUAAGGAAUUACGGAAUGUAAAAUUGUUGGUACUUUUUGUAGAAAAUUAGGUGACUGAAACAAAACAAGGUCAAGACAGAAGCAGGCUGUGGUUUCCUGACUGAAGCACUAUAGCAGAAACAGUUGUACAAACUGUUGUUUUAUGCUCGUAAACUGAAUUUUUAAGGAUCUUAUUGAAAUGACAAAUGUCUGAAAGGUGUAAGCGCUUUUACUUUACUGAAAUGUCUGGGUCACAUUGACCCAUUUGUAUAUUUACUAUGUACAGUAAUACAAUAAAUUAUUUCUUAUCU
Molecule: messenger RNA, 3575 nt
Organism: Acanthopagrus latus (yellowfin seabream)
Lineage: Eukaryota; Metazoa; Chordata; Actinopteri; Spariformes; Sparidae
Product: nodal homolog 2-A-like
Exons: 3
Coding region: 1860-3068 (402 amino acids)
Biological process (GO): BMP signaling pathway; SMAD protein signal transduction
Cellular component (GO): extracellular region
Molecular function (GO): type I activin receptor binding; growth factor activity; cytokine activity
Source: RefSeq, a predicted model, not a curated record